AUGUGUUCUCAAAUGCAGGUAGUGGUGUUAGCGGUGUCCCUUCUUGCAUUAGUGAGCAGGGUCAGAACAGCUCCCAGAACUGACUUACUGGCUCAUCAUCUCCAAAAUGAUGCAGACGACAAGGAGGAUCUUUCUCACAUACUUCUGCUGAAGCUCCUUUCCGAGCUGGAGAUCCCAAAUGAGAAUGACAGCGUUUCUGAUGAUGAUGUGGAGCUGAACCGCAUCCUACGCCAUCUUCCCUUAACCCAGCGUGGACGGAAAGCCGGCUGCAGGAACUUCUUCUGGAAGACGUUCACCUCCUGUUAGGCACACCAUUGUAUGAAAUGGCUGCGUUGGUGAUUUUAUUUUUAAAAGGAUGUAUAUGCUUUAGCUUAUGUUGUUAAUUCAACCUUCAUACUU
Molecule: messenger RNA, 399 nt
Organism: Tachysurus vachellii
Lineage: Eukaryota; Metazoa; Chordata; Actinopteri; Siluriformes; Bagridae
Gene: sst5
Product: somatostatin 5
Exons: 2
Coding region: 1-306 (101 amino acids)
Biological process (GO): regulation of cell migration
Cellular component (GO): extracellular region
Molecular function (GO): hormone activity
Source: RefSeq, a predicted model, not a curated record